This is a messenger RNA of Silurus meridionalis, 4037 nucleotides long. It is a transcript of the gene scml4, whose product is annotated as Scm polycomb group protein like 4. Lineage: Eukaryota; Metazoa; Chordata; Actinopteri; Siluriformes; Siluridae. Bases 1384 to 2829 code for a protein of 481 amino acids. The transcript is spliced from 8 exons. Gene Ontology annotation, molecular function: protein binding. The record is from RefSeq and is a predicted model, not a curated record.
CAGUUUGCAUUGACAUUUUAUUAAUACAUUCGUUUUUUUUUAAUUGCCACCGAUGGAUGUAGAACCGGCGUGUGUGUUUGUGUAUAAGCGCGCGACCGUGUGUGUAUUUAGGGUAGAAAAGGCCACCAGCGCGCGCGCCAAGUUCCCAAAAAGCAGAACCCUCUUGCUGUGUAUUCCAGUUGAUGCUGUUUAUCCGGAGAGUUCAUGCUUUGCGUCUUUGCAUAAUAUCAGUUAUUGCGGCGUGCGUUAUAACGCGUUACGACACGUGUACACACGAGGCCGAGCGCCCACGUGAAGGGAUGCCCUGCCUGUAUGAUCACGUGUUUUAAUAGUUAUAAUUGCACGUGUUUAUUUUCAGAGGACGUGGCUGUGGUGAAGUCCAUUAGAUAGGUAUCUGAAUUUAUUGUGUCCUUCUAAACACACACACACACACACACACACACACACACACACACACACACACACACACUUACUUUGUGCAGUGGGGUGUAUGAUGGGACCCUGAGGCAAGUUUCCAGCCUGAAUACACACACACACACACACACACACACACACACACACACACACACACAGUGUUUAUUAUUGUGCUCACCCAGAACCUGGCCACCGUGUAGAUGUAAUGUCUGGUAGAAAUGGUUUGAAGGUUGAUGUACAGCAUGAGUGGAAACCUCACGACAUUUCAAAGUGGAAAUUCAAGAUCAAGGUUGUCAUGGGGUCAGUGGCUGUUUGAUAAUUGUCAUGGGUAAUAACUCGUUUGAAAUACUGAGGACCUUUGAGGUUAAAAAAAAAGUGUUUUGACUUUUUGCUAUGGUCGCCUUCUAGUGUCCUCUGGUCUAAAUUAACAUUAUUACAAAUGUGUAGUGUUAAAUUGAACCUAUAGGGGCAGUAUUUACGCUGUUCAUUCAAACUUGGACGCACACAAUUGUGUAGGACAUCUUUGGGUGUGGUAGCAUUGCAUGAAACUUCAAGUUCUUUUCACUUGAACUAGGAGACCCAAACACAAAAUGUACAAUGCCAUCUCCAUGAAGAUCUGCUUUCCAUGGGUUGGAUGUGUGUGAAGAUCUUGGUGUAUCUGCUAUAGAGCUCAAACCCUAUUGAACACCUUUGGGCUGAAUGAGAUCUCACAAAUCUCCACCAAAUCUAGUGGAACAUCUUCACAGAAGAGUGGAGCUCAUUGUGAGAGUAAAUGGGGAUUAAAUGUGAAUUGAGAUGUUAAAAAUUAUGCAUUUUUUAAUAGAUAGUAAAUAUGAUAUGAUGAAAGGAAGGUAUAUGAAGUGUCAUUGUGAAAGGUGUGUGUGUGUGUGUGUGUGUGUGUGUGUGUGUGUGUGUGUGUGAGAUCCCUUUCAGUGUAAUGUCAGGUCUGGAGUGUGCGUUGUCGUGGGAAUGAGACAGCGUGGCAGGCAUCUGGAGGAUUCCACCAGCUCCUGGAUCCCGAGCGUCCUGGGUGUGCAGAGUGUCCGUCUUCGUCUUCGCCUCGAUCGGCGAACUGUUAGGGGGCGGAGCCUCUGGCAACUGGUUGAUCAGUGCGGAGAGACGGUACAACGUGGGCGGGGCUUAUGGGACACGACGCCACCCACUUUUUCACAGAGUCUGAUGAGUAUUCCUACAGCAGCAUCUGGACAGACAGGGGGCGGAGACAUGCAGUCACCUGGGGCAAUAAGCCCGUCCUUUCUCCCACCCCCAUCCGGAAAGAUUCCAGGUCGCAAGAGGGGACGGCCGCCGCUCAAAAGGCAUCCGGAAUAUCAGAGUCGCUACCCAGAAUCCCUCCCUCCCAUCAAAGUGCCUAAGAAGAGAGGGAGGAAGCCUGGAUUCAAGCUGAAAUCCAGGUUGGCGAUGACUCCGCUGGCUAUCUCGCCUCCCAGCAGCACUCCAGAACCAGACAUGAGCUCCAUCCCUCAAGAUGCUGCCACUGUUCCACAUUCUGCCACACCAGAGGUCCUCACAGUGUGUAUCUACGUGAACAAACAGGUGAACACCGGCCCUAACCUGGACCGGCAGAAAGUCAUGCAGCUUCCCGAUCACCUAGGCCCAGCACGGCCAUCCGUGGUGCUGCAGCAGGCCGUGCAGGGUUGCAUCGAUAGCGCUUACCAGCAGAAAACGGUCUUCACCCUGCUCACACAGGGCUAUGGAGGAGAGAAGAUAUCAGCCACCUUUGACGGCAAGCAGCACCUUCUGAGUCUGCCGGUGGUGAACAGUGUCGGUUACGUCCUUCGCUUCCUAAAAAAGCUCUGCCGGAGCCUUCUGUGCGAGAACCUGUUUAGCGAUCAGCCAAUCGCACCUUCAUCCUCGCCUUCGUCCUCUUCUUCCUCGGCCCACACAGACAAGCAUUCAGACGGACAAUCCAAGUCGACAGACUCUAUGGUGGAUGAUUACCACUCGGAACCAAUGGAGUCCAAGCGCUACUCUGUCGACCAUACUGACACGCCUUUUGGCGUGAUGACAUCACCGUACAUCACCUCAAAAUCCAACUACGGCUUCCGCUCUGGUGCCACCUACUCUGGGGGCAUUUGCAGACCAGCGGCCAGCCCCAGUUCAUUCCAGGAAGGAAACAGAAGUGCCUAUAGUCCAUCUCCAGAGGCAGGCGAGGCGAAACCACCUCCAAGUAAAGACCCGUCUCGGUGGAGUGUAGAAGAAGUGGUGUGGUUUAUCAAAGACGCAGAUCCUCAGGCCCUUGGUCCACAUGUGGAACUCUUUCGGAAACAUGAGAUCGACGGAGAUGCUCUUCUGCUGCUGAAGAGCGACAUGAUCAUGAAGUACCUGGGACUCAAGUUGGGCCCGGCUCUCAAACUCUGCUACCACAUAGACAAGUUAAAACAGACCAAGUUUUAAAUGCUUCUCAACACCUCCACAACACACACACACUUGAGUACAGAUAUGCGAAUAUAUUGAUCCCACAAACACACACGUUCUCUCACCUGGAGAUGGACCACUUCACAAUAUCAGGACAUAAUUUGUGUUCUUUGUACACAUUUUUUGGAUAACAAUAUGAAGAUUUUUGAACUGACUGCUCAUGAUUUGUCAUGGACCAGACCCGUACAUGGUUCUUUAGACUUCCCAUAAUUCAUGGAUCUUUGGCCACCUUGUGGUGUAAUCGAGACAUUGCAGCUCCCUAUGACCGCUGGAUUUAAUUUCUCCAAGAGCAGCUAAACAAGACUUAAUUGUGUGUGUGUGUGUGUGUGUGUGUGUGUGUGUGUGUGUGUGUGUGUGUGUGUGUGUGUGUAUAUAUAUAUAUAUAUAUAUAUAUAUAUAUAUAUAUAUAUAUAUAUAUAUAUAUAUACUACUGGACAGUGCGCAUCUCAAACACACAACAGGGCUCAAAACAUCUCCAUAACCAGCGAUAAACAGGCAUCGAGACAAACCCGUGGACCAAUCAAGAAAUUCAAUGUGUUUUUGCACAAGUUACACAUCAAUUCCCGAAAUCUCGGCACAAUCCCAGUCCAACUGAGAGGACCAAAAUCCAUGUGGACCCACGGCAAGUUUCUUCACUGAACACACACACACACACACACACACACACACACACACACACACACCUGCCUAAGUUCCGUAAGAUAUAUCUAUUACAAAAUACACUAAUGUUCAAUCUUUGGGAAAUAGUGCAUAUAGUAAGAUAUGGACCGUGAGGUCAAAGGUUUUUGGACACCCGACCAUUAAGCUUGCUAUGUCCUUUUUUUUGAGCAUCCCAUUCCACAUUUAGUCUCCAUUCACUCUUAUAAUGAGCUCCACUACUCUUGGAAGAUGUUCCACUAGAUUCUGGAGAGAUUUGUGUAAGAUUCAUUCAGGAAAAAGGUGAGAAUGGGGAGAAUCAUCCUAAAAGGUGUUCAGUGGGGUUUGAGCUCUAUAGCAGAUAUGUAAGAUCUUCCACAUACUUCCACUCAACCCAUGGGAAGCAGAUCUUCAUUGAGCUUGUUUUGUGCAUAGCUUUGAAUCUCCUAGUUCAAGUGGAUGGAAAAGUUAGGUGUCCCAAUACUUUUGGCCAUUUAUGGAAGUAUCCUAUAAGAUAAACAAUUCUGUUUACUAUUAAAGUGUAAAUUUUA